Messenger RNA from Cherax quadricarinatus, 3179 nucleotides. RefSeq lists its product as uncharacterized. Lineage: Eukaryota; Metazoa; Arthropoda; Malacostraca; Decapoda; Parastacidae. The record is from RefSeq and is a predicted model, not a curated record.
CUUCGUGUUAGUUAACAGCCUCAUUGCAGUGUGAGCUGAAGUUACCAUCGCUGUGCUGGGGAAGGUAGGCCGGUUACCAGUUGUUUAACGCUGGAUUCGAGACGAAUUGUUUCUGGCCGUUGAUUCUUUGACGUUGGGUCGUCAUCAUGUUGACUUGCUGGUUCCUGCUGGUGUUGAUGUGUGCAGUGACCUGGGGGGAGGAGUUGUCUUGUACCACCGUUGAUGCUGGUGCCACUCUCUGCUGCCCCGAGCACCUCGCUCAGGAUGCUGCAGAAAAGAAAUUAAUUGUGAGAGAUAGAUGUGUACAGUACCUUCCCCGGGAGUCACUGAAGCUGGCAUCCAGCGCUCUCAAGAAGGAAGAAGUCUUGGCUCUCUGGGAACUUCUUAAAGAAACUACCAUACAAAACUCCGAUGAGUCGAGCGGAUGCUGCUGUGAGGAGACCAGAGCCAUCACCUUGCCAGUUCAUGUUGCCACAACCACAGGAGAGACGUACAAAAUAGUGCAGGAUGUGUUAGGCUACAUGCAGCCCGUCCUGGCUCGCUCCUGCAGGCAACCUUCUUGUACUACGGUGGUUCCAGGCGGCAGCACAAGAAGAGCCUUGUGCUCACAGAAAAUGGGAACACGGGAGUUGUAUGCUGAAGACCCUUUGAAUGAAAGUGUACUUAAACUAGUCAAUGCAUUGGUGACAGAUGGAUGUCGGUGUGUGGCGUCUGGAGCCUCAACAGCUGUACCAGAGACUGACCCUAUAAUUGAUGCACUAGUUGUUCCUAAAGUCUCCACUUGGGUGGAUAAGGAAUUAACGGUAUUAUUUGAAAAAUCCUUCCCUUCAAAUUCCUCGGUUGAGAAAGCUUUAACCUCUUUCCUUUCAUCAUUCGGUAACAUGUUUAUUAAUAUUAAUGAAACUCGCGAACAUAUCUUAAAACAUGAAGCUCAGAAGAAUGUUAAUUUCUCACCUGCCGUAGAUCUUGGCGUCACAACGGAUUCUACUGUAAAUCUCGAGAGAGAAAUGGACAACGAUCACAGAAUUGACAUGAUAGAUGAUCCUGGCAGUAAUAGUGAACUUAAUACAGAAAAAACUGAAUUUGAUCUGGAAGAAGCAGCUAAGUUUAUGGAUGCACUGGAGGCCUCCAUACCUGAACCAUCUGUAAAACUGACUGCUGAUCCUUCCUCCAGCAAUGCCACACUUUCACUACUACUACAGAUGAAGAAACAGCUAGAAAAAUUAAAUUUUGUCAAGAAGUUUAUAAAUAUGCUACUUAAGAGAAGGGAAAACCUACCUUCGUUACGAAUGGCAGGUAAUGUGGAGGACCCCAGCAGAGAGGAGUACCUACUUCUGGAUACGGACGAGGAAGGUGGCUACUCUGGUAAUUUUAUGCCACUUAAUUUGAACGUGGAAAAUGUAAAUGGCGGUCAUGAUUCUCAACAUUUUGGAAGUCCAUCAAAAGGUUAUUCUAUUUCUUUAAUGGUGAACUACCUCGUGCGUGAAAUGUGGGAAGAAUCUUGUGUUGUGCCAGAACCAGUAAACCAAAUUAUGAACAUCUUGUCUGCCAGGAUGGAAUGGUCUGAUGCAGAGGCUGAUAUGGCAUUAUUCUCAGGGGCUCUUGUCUCUGCUGUUUACAGCUGCUUUCAAGGUGAUCUUAAGACCUCCGUAGAGGAUGGUACUCUAGCAAAAAUAGUAAUUACCAGUGUGAAGGUGGCACACCUCAUGAAGAGCCACUUGCACCAACUUGACCAGAUUCUGUUGGCUGCUGUGGAAUCUGUAGAGGCGAGGCAGAGUAUAGAGCUUCUCGAGUGGGCGUCUGGCAGACUAGCGAAGGGAAGACGUCUGAACAAUGGAAUCUAUAUUCCAUAUGUCGGUAAGAGAACCACUACUAAAGAAUCCACGGAGAAAACUGACAUUAAUUAUCCUGCUACUUACGUCACUGAACUUCCAUUCUAUGAAAUGGAAGAUGGUAUACAGGAAGAGGCGGCAGGCAUAGAUUCUAAGUCAGCCGAAACCUUUAUGGAAGACCCUUCACAUAAGCUAAAGAUUGUUGGAGGAACAGAGGAGACCAGUGCUUCAAGAAAAUUUGAAACUCUUUCCCCUACAAAAAAUACGGAGGUAAAAGUAGUAAGCCGCACCACUGAAAAAAUGGGGAAAGUAGACCCAGCCAUUAGGAAGCUUUCUACCACAGCUAAAACCAUUGUAGAGUUGCCAGACAGAGCUAAUAUGCUGAAUGGUGGAAACGGAACUAAUUCUUUUGGAGCACGAAAAGAGAUUCACCCACUUGAGGAAAAGGUGGAACGAAGUGAAAGCCUCACAGAGGAAAGAGAGAAACUAGUCAACAUUCCUGCAGCAGUGCCAACGAAAAAGAGCACAGCUUUCACUACUGUAGAUAUUGCAGACUCUGGCAGUACUACUAGUACACAAAGAUCAAGGACUAACAUCCCCCGGCCCACAGAGAAAGCAAAGACAAUCAGCACCACUACACAGAAAGCUAUGAACACCACACAAACAGAAAUAACUAGUAGCCCAAGGACCACAAAGAAAGUGGCCAGCACCACAACUAGCUCCACUGAGGAAAUAAAGACGGUUGUGAAAAGCACCACAGUGGAAGCCAAUAAUCGUGUUGGUAGGAAAGAAUUCAUUCCAGAGACGAACACUGGUACUACAGUACAAGUGAAUACUGAGAAUAUUGAAAAAAUAGAGGAAGAGUCCGAUAUUCCUGAUUCCUCUGAAACUAAUGGUAAGAGUAAUUCAGAAACUAAGUUGGGCGUAGAUGAAGAGAACGGCACAACUGAUACCUUCGAGAAAGCAGAUACAGAGGCGAAUGCUAACAAUGAAAAAAAUGAUGCCACAGAGGAAGCAGACACGGAGAUAACUGUUUGCAGAAUUGAAGUGAUAAAGAAUAAAACCUUCACUGAUAUUUUAGUUGAGAUGGAUGAAAGCACUGAAGAAACUGGUAACACAGAGGAAGAAUCAAAGAUCCGUUUUGGCACAGAAAAAGUCGCCAGUAUUGAUACAACAAAAGAGGCAGAGAGGAAGUUGGCUAUUGGCAGGUCUGAGGCACCAGAUACAGAGGUCACCAGUACCACCACUGUUACUUUUGAAGAUGGUGGUGAGGAUGAAGAUGGUGGUGAGGAUGAAGAUGGUGGUGAGGAUGAAGAUGGUGGUGAGGAUGAAGAUGGUGGUAGAUGA